Messenger RNA from Mya arenaria, 13403 nucleotides. RefSeq names its product intermembrane lipid transfer protein VPS13B-like. The record is from RefSeq and is a predicted model, not a curated record. Lineage: Eukaryota; Metazoa; Mollusca; Bivalvia; Myida; Myidae. Bases 99 to 12143 code for a protein of 4014 amino acids. The transcript has 55 exons.
UAAUAAGGAGGCGAAGUCCAAGAGACAUCCAUUUCAUCUAGCAAUGCUGGAAAGUACCUAAUAUUCAUUGGUAUUUAGAAGUUUAGCCAGCAUACAUCAUGUUCAAGAUAGAGUCGUAUCUUACCCCACUGUUGAUGGGUUAUCUUGACAAAUAUGUGAAACUCCGGCCUGAUGACUUCCAACUGUCACUCUGGGGUGGAGAUGCCGUUCUAUACAACCUGGACCUCAGACUUGACAUUAUAGAGAAGGCUAUCCAGCUGCCCAUAGUCUUCCAGAGCGGACAUAUCCAUGAACUCCGCCUGCAUGUGCCUUGGACAAAGCUAGGCUCAGAUCCUGUAGUCAUUACCAUCAACACAAUAGAAUGCAUUCUCAAGGUUCGAGACACAGCGUACAGAGAGAGCAGUCCUAAAGCUGGAGCCACAACGCCAGGAAAGCCCAGUCAGAAACUGAGGGCCAGAAAACAGGACAGUCAGGACCUUCCUCCAGGUUAUCUGCAGAGUUUGAUGAACAAAAUUGUGAACAAUGUAAACAUCAUCAUCAACAAUCUCAUCAUCAAGUUUGUGGAGGAUGACAUUGUCCUCUCUCUAAAUGUAAAAUCUGCAGAGAUCUACAGUGCAAACAAGAAUUGGGAGAGAGCCUUUGUUGAACUCACAGCUCCAGACUUUGUUUUAAGAAGGGCUAUAAAUUUCAUUGACCUGACCGUCUGUCUAGAUAAGAGGGAUGCAAGUGGGAAAAUAGAGACAUACCAAGAUCCCAUGGCAUACAGGUGCAGUAUAGCUUGUCGUCUGUACUCCAAGUUUGAAAACCUGCAUGCAAAGUUCCCCCUGGAAACCAAGUUCAACAUUUACUGUGAGCGAGUGGACAUCUCAUUGACAGACACUCAGUUGCCCAUGGUGAUACGACUGGUGGAGCUUGCUAUGGCCCUGUAUUAUGGGACAUUCCAGUUCAGGAACCAGUCUGUGGAAGAAGAACCACAGCAACAAGAUGUGCUCAGAGAGUCCAAAAGUGACACAUCAGUUGGUGAACCUCCCCCUGAGGAAGGUGACCCUGGAUCUCAGAGCUGGACGUCGUGGGCAUGGUCGUACGUGCCCCAGAUCCUGCCAGAGGAGGGGGAGGAGGCUACACCCAGCCCUCGUAGGAAACAAACACCAGCACUCUUCUCAUUUGGCAUGUUUGCCUUCAAGCUCACGGUCAAGUUUAAGCUGACGGAGUACCUAAAGGAGAAGGCACACUAUGGGCCUAGGAAGGUUGUGUUCCGGCCAUUCCUGUACCUGGAGGCUGAAGGCCUUGCCCUGGACACCCUCAUGCAGGGCCUCAACUUCUUCAACUCUCAGAUCGGCAUCACAAACCUUGCUGUGUACUCACAGGGUGUCUGUAUCUGCGGGGCGGAGGGUGAGGAAAAUGCCAGGAACCAUCUGCUAUUGUCUGGAGGAGACAACCUUGCCACCAAGACGAGUUCCAACUACAUCUGCCAGUCACUGUUUGACGCACAGAGCCCAGAAAACCUCGGCAUUCCUAUAUCCAAGAUUCUUGACUUUGAUGAACACAGACAGGUGUGCACAGAGCAGUAUGGCAGCCAGAAGUUUGGAGUGUUCUGGAUGGACUAUGUGUACGGAAUGGACAAAUCCAGGGAACCCUCAGAUGAAAGUAGCAGAUCAUCUGUGUCGAGUAAAGACGAAGGCCAUGUGUUUGAGAAGGAAAAAAGUCUGAACCGUUAUGUAGUGGGUCCGUGUAACUUGAACAUAUCCAGCACCACAGUUCAUCGUGUACAGAAGUUUCUCGACGCAGCAUACAAGUACGAGUAUGAGCCAUACAGCAAGACAGAGGAAGAGCGUGUGGACUCGAGCCGACCUCAUCCAACAGAAGAUCAGCUUGCAUCACUGGAGGAGAAUAUUCCCGUGCGCACAACCCACCUCGCUAUUCUUCAGCCAACUGUCUCCUUCCUCGCUGCAGAACACCCUUACUGCGACGUGGCAAAGAAGACAUACAGGUCACACCAGCAAAAGCCCCGCCCUGGUCAGCAGCCCCCUGUGCUAUCGCCACUGUUUGGCAUUCAGUGUGGGAGUUCCAGGUUUGACCUCCAGACAACCUCCCCAAUGUGGCCACGUCACCUUGUCAAGCUGGUCAGCAAGAUAGCGGGCCCGCCAGCCAACCUCGUACACCACUGCCACUCACACACUCAGCUCAAGUUGUUUGGUUUCCAUGUGGGAGUGGUGAAGGUUGAUUCUGCAGGGACAAGGUCCCCGUUAAUCUCACUGGUGCCUCCAACCAGUGGUGCCAUGUACACACGCAGGCUUAUACUUCCUAUGUACUGGAGUAACAUCUACUUGCCCAAGAUAGAAAAGAUGUAUGAGCUACCACAGGUGUCUGUCCGUGUGUCCAAGCCUGCCCUGCAUGUCAUCAUGGCAAUAGUAUCGUCAUGGAAACAGAAUAAUCCCAAACCUGCUGACAUCAUGGCGUCUUCAUUGUUGGAAGAUUUGUUUCCAGAGUCAGAAGCCAGUCCCAACAAUGAAUAUCCAGAGUUAGAGGUUCGUUUGGUGGGCCUUGAGGUGAAGACCUGCCGGACAGAAGUAAUCACAGCUACAUCAGGAAAUGUGGGGUCUCUGCAUGUCCUUGUACACAAGCAGGGUCAGCAGACGGUGCGUGCAGGUCUGCCUGUCUUUUCGUGCCCGAGUGACACUGAGCACCUGCACACAACUGAAUGGCUGAUGGGAGAGAACUCUUCAUCAGAGAAUGGAGAAAAUACUGACGGCCUCACUUUUACCUACCAACUACCCAGGAAAUAUAACCAGGUCCAGGCCCCUGCUGUGGUGUUGUUGAACAUGGAGGGCACGGCAUGUAGUCUGGACCCCGGCCUGCUAGACUGGCUCUCCUACAACCCAAGAGUGAAGGUCAGCAGGCAUGAACACAAGGUGGAACUCAACCUGGAGCUGGCUAAGGCUGCAUCCCCUCUCCAGACAAACAUGUCCCAAGUGUCAGUUCCAUCCAGUGGGUCAAAGCAGCAGACGUCAAUGAAUUUGACUAGGAGCCAGACUACUGGUGCCCAGUCUACCUUGCCAGCAACUAAACCAGACGACUCACAAGCCAGGAAGCAGGGACCAUCCAGUGUUGGGGAAAGACUUGCUGAAAUGUUCCCCUUGAUCAGAGUCCUACAAGUACAGGUUGACAUCAAGAAGAUAUGUGUGUUUAUUCCAAGACAUCAUGUUGACCUCCAUGACCCAAGUGUUUGUAUUGUGGAGAACUACAGACAGUUGUCAAGGUCACAGUUGCUAGGAGAUACAGGGGUUUUAUGUCUGCCCCGGGUCACCGUACAGAGUGCCGGGCUGAAAACCAUGGCCUUUGUCCAGGACCUGCCCAUCACAACAGUGGACGGCUCUCUCAUUGGUGACAAGAUUCCGUGGAAUGUGAACCUCCAGAAUUUCUGCUUGUACACCCUGCAUGCACACACUACCAUAGGUAAUAGGAGUGAACUGCCCCUGAGAGCUUUCAAGCUAGUGAAACCAGCUACAGUCACCAGCACAGUGGGUGUCAGCUACAAGUACAAUCCUCCAACCUCUGAUAACAUCUCCUCUCUGGGGCUGUGUCUUCAUACAGACAUGAAGUUUGUAACUGUGGCCACAUCAUUUGAGCAGUUGAAACUGGUGAUGGAUGUUGCCUCACAAUCUCAGAAGAUAGUCACCAAAACUCUAUCUUUCCUGGAUGGGGUAUCAAAAUCAAUGACAGCAGAAAAAGUCGAAAAAGAGAAGCCUCCAUUUGGCCUACAGCAGACAACUAGUUCAUCCAAUCUGCUUCAUUCAACCAAUCAGACCAUCAGUGCUGCCUCGGUCACUGAGAACGAUCAGACCACCUCUGGUGACCUUGCCUCAAUAGAUACGACUGCCAGCAGGGACCUAGAGAUUAUAGAUACUCCCACUGAGGGGGUCAAGUUGUCACUAUGGUUACAGUGGACCCUCCCAAAAUGUGAACUAAAAAUGUUCAUUAAUGGAAAGAAAGAAGAGUGUCUGGUUGUGGCCUUGCUGGAAGAUAUAACAUUGUCUGUGGACGUCCAGGAUGUGUACUCUAAGCUGAAACUGAAUCUUGGGGCAACAACUCUCUCACACAAGUACAGGAACAGUACGAAGGAAGACUGGAAGGCUGGCAGUCAUGGAGGGAUACUGAUGUCCAGCAAGGGGAGUCUGUCACAUGACACCCACAUCAUCACGCCCCGCUCCUGGUCUAGCGACCAUCACCAUGGCAACAUGGGGCAGGGUGGAGCUCCCAUGUAUCCUAGCAACCCAGCCAGCAGGGAGGCUGGCCAUGGAUUCCUCAAUGUAACAUUCACUCAUGCACUCAGAAGGAACCUGAAGCAACGCCUGAAGAAGAUGAAUAUUGAGGUGCCUACAUGUGAACCGAAUGAGAAUGGGGACUUGUUUGGGAAGUUUUUCUACCAUAAGUAUGUCAGUGAGUUGUGUGUAACCGUGGGACCUUGUGAUAUAAUUCUGUGUAUGGACCCUGUUUCAGCGCUUAUGUAUAGUCUCACAGCUUUACACACCAAGAAAGUUAAAACAGAGACACCUAAAGUUGAAAGCUCUCCUAAUGAGGAAACCCCACUUCCACUGCUGACCUCCAGCAACCUGCCACUGAUAUACGCAGAUGUUUCCUGUGCCAGGCUGUUCCUACCUGGCUUAGACUGUGAACAAGUCAGUAAGGAACAGAUUGUCACAACCAGGAACCAUGACAUGUUUUUACUAGAGGUUCAGUCGUUGACAAUGACACCCCAUGCAGACAACCCCCUUCCUCGUUACCCAGUGGACCGGGACCUUUACCACCAAGCUGUCCAGGCUGGUGUCACACAGGACUCUGGAGCGGCUCUUACUGACCGGCAGUACCAGGUCGAUGUCAAGGGCUUCAGUCUUUCAUCAGGGUGUUGGGGUGAGUUCACAUCACGCCUACAGGAGAGUGUUACCCAGCCUGCCAUGACUACGGGAACACAGAUACCAGCAGUUGAAUGGAAUACCAGGAAUGUCAGGUCUUCCAUCGAGGAGAUCACACUGUUCCCAAUUGUCUCCCCCUGUGAGUUACGUCUGGUGCUUGCCCCCGCCAUGGUCAACCUCCAGCCAUCCGCAUACAAUACUCUACUGAAAAACCUGGUUUGUGGCUACGGUUUUGAAUUUAAUGUAGUAAGUGACCUUGAACUGUAUGUGAGCACCAAUCAGCUGUUGUUAAUGAACCAAAAGGUCAAGGACAUUAUGAAAUCUGUGAUGCCUGACACUGAUUUUCAUGGGGCUAACUCAGAAGAAAAAGAUUCUAUCCAUGACAGUGGCAUAGGUAGUGAAGUUUCGAACACAACCAUGCAAAAAAACAAAAAUCAAAGUAAAGAUCAAAGAUCAAGUGCAGAUAGAUCAAUGACCUUGACCCCUAUUGAUCUGCUUUUAACUGCUGGCAGAAUUUCUAUUCAAGUGUACACUCAUGAAAUGACAGAGAAAGAAAUCAAAAUAAAUAAGUCUAAGUUUCACCAAGAUCAAAGACAAGAGAAGAAAUCCAAGCAGGACUUGGAAUGGAAAGUAGAACCAGUUUCACGCAGUGAACUUGAUAAUGAUGAAGGUCAUCGGGAAUCAGAUGGCAGUUUCCAUGAGCCAUACCUAAUGCAUAUGUAUGAGCAUGAAAGGGAAAAAGAGGGCAGAGUGAUAGAGGCGGGAACUGUGUGUAUCCGGCCAUUCCUAUUUGUGUAUGUCUCCCAGCCUCAUACUGUUGUGGCCCUGCAGAAGGAACAUCAGAAGUUUGAGACCUCCAGCUAUGAUGUACUGAUAAAGGGAGCUGACCCUUCCAACCUUAUAUGUGUGUCAGAAAGUAAGUUGUUGCCUGACUGUUCUGACUACCCCGUAUACUGGCUGGAGACCCGGGCAGGCAAGCCCAGCCCACAGACUGGCAUACCCCCAAGUCUGUACACAUUGGGAAUGGCAGACUUUCUCCACAACCCAGCAAACAUCUACAUGAGGUUAGAAAGGCCAGUGCGAGCCUCACUGUCAUUUUCCCGAGCACAGCAGAUUAUGGGUUUCCUGCAUACAGUGUUCCCUGCCAGGCCAGCUGGGAACCAGGCCACGAAGCAGACACAGGGAACAGAGGCAGAAACAGCUGGCCCUACACAGGAAUUGGACUUGUUUAGGCAGGUGAACACAAUCUCAGUUCAGACAGAGCAGGUUGUUGUUUCCAUGGAGACAAGGUCAUGUGAGGAGCAGCCAGAGGUCACCACAGCCUUAAGUAACCUCCAGGUGCAGGUUGGCUUCACCCAUGGAGAGGCAGGAGAGGUGACAGGGAUGGUAAUGAAUUCGUACCUGCGGGAUUUCCUUGUGAAGACAUCUUACAACCAGCAACAGCUCUACCUGCUGGGGCCCUGCUCACUGAAGGCAGAUGGCACAUACACACUCAUCACCCACGACAACACCCACUUCCUGUCCCAGUGCAUGCUCACCAUGGCAACUGGGAUGGUCACAAUGCACAUAGGCCAGGAACAUGUCCUCUGCUUGAUGAUGAUAGCUGACCAUAUGGCACAGUUUUCAAAGGAGCUGUUUCCAAAGGCUGAGAAACUGUCUCCACCUGAGGAUUCUACAUUUGAAGCAGACCUUCAGGAGAGACCUGACCGUGUUAUGUCCACCCAGGAGUUUGUGGUCCACAGCUCCACGGAUGACCUCCGCAGUGGCCAAUACCAGUACAGGAUGGACAAUGAGGGCUUGGAUCUGGUACCAAGUGUAGGAGAAAUAGUGUUUUGUAACCUCGACAAGGAAGGCAACUCCAGUAUGACCUGGAGUUACAAUAUUCCUAGAGUUGUCUCAGCAUUGUCUUCAACUCCAGUCCCAUUUAACGCAGAUGAAACAACAGAUGAAGGCAAUACAGUAUUGUGCCGGCUGCAGUACUGGGAAGGUCUCAUCCAGCAGUUCAUGGACUAUGGGGAGAUGAGACUGUCAGAGAACGAUGUGUCUAAUAUGGCUGUCCCUGAGGUGCGACAUGCAGACACACAGGACAUUGUAGCCGCUCAGAUAUGGAGGAUUGUCAUCAAGAAUGAAGACCGUCCUGCGUUGGUGAUACCAGCUUCCCUGGCAGCGUCAGUGCAUGUGGACUCGUGUUUUGUGCCCAGCCUCAUUCCCAGUCUACAACUAGGGGUCACUCUAGAGGCUCUAUAUGUACAUGCCAGUAACCAUGUACGCUGCCUCGGCAAAGAAAUACCGACAAGAUUGAGACCAUUCUUCUUGAACCCUGGCCUACAGCCGACAGGAGAAUUUGCAGUUGUCUCCUUUGACGAUGUCCUGGUGGCGGCACAUCAGUGGGCGGGGCCACAGGGAAAAACACAGAUACAGUUUUCCAGCGAGGGUUGUAUGGACGUGCUGGAGUACCGGUGCCUCACCAUGGACAGGGUGAUCUCCCCUGUUGAGUUCUCUGGUACAGCGACGAUUCAGACACACAACAAGGUUGGAGUGUAUGACCUUGACUUGACAGUUGACCCAUUAACCCUCAGUGUGGGACAGGGGACUAUUCACAGCCUCACAUGUGCUGCCCAGGCAUGGAAACAGAUAAUCAAAGCUGAUCGUAGCGGGGAAGACAGUGUGAUAUUCAGUCACUAUGUGAUCUGUAAUGACACACAGCAUGCUUUAAGGUUUGGUCAGGUGGGAACAGAUGAGAAUCUAGUGCUUCAGCCCCGAGAAAUGCACCAGUACAGCUGGAGGUCACAAAAGGUCAAACAGGAACUUCAUAUGUGUGUGGAUGGGAGUGUCUGGAAAUGGUGUGGGCCUGUCAGUCUUGACCGGCCAGUCACCCUUGUGAGGUCGGUCAUCUCCACUGACCAUACAUACACACUCGUCAUCACCAUCACACAACUCUCCAAUGUACAAGUCCAGGUGGUGAUAUCUGGGUUGCUGACGGUCUCUAACAGGCUGUCUCACCACUGUGAGGUGAAGGUUGUUGCCACUGAAAUGAACAAGGAAGUAGAGCAUCAGGCAGUGGCUGGUGCCCAGCUCACAGUGCCUUCAUACAUCCUAGAGCCCAGGACCAUCCAGGGGAUCAGGAUCAGGCCCUGGGGGUCAUCAGGGCCAUGGUCAAAUGUGGUGUCUGUGUUUGGACAGAACAGGAAGGACAACACUCUUGUUAAGCUGACCAAUGGUGAAAGAACUUAUCAUGUUUGGUGCCGAGUGAUUCCACAUACAUUCCAGAAUAUACAGCAAGUGUUUGUAGUGAUAUGUCCCCUGUACACUGUGAGGUCCCACCUGCCCCAGCCCCUGUAUGUGAACGUAGACACAGUGAAGCUGGGCCUCCAUGAACAGGUGCCCGCCCCAGGAAAGGGCUUCAGCACCCAGCUACGGUGCCCCGGUGGAGACCUUCACCAGGCCCUCACAUUCCAGUUCAGUGGAAAAUCAGGCAAGUCAAGUAGCAGUGUGACUCUGUCUACUGGGCUCAUAGACCAACUUCAGCGGGCUCCUGAAGGGACGUUUGACCCCGCAACCUUGACAUCUUACACACGGGACCAAAGCUGGCAGUCUUGGCCAUACAUACAGGAACUGAACACAGAGGAUGUUUGCAUGCCAGAGAGCCAGAACACUGUCAUUUCAGAAAUGGCCAUGGAGAACCAGCCUACCAUUGACUUGAAUGUUAGCUUGGGGGAGCUGUGGGCCGGGUAUCGCACAGUGCUUGUUGAUGUUGCCCCUAGUUACCUCAUCACCAAUGGUUGUGACAUUGACCUUGUCUUUAUGGGCACUGAGGAUAUCCAGUAUGACAUUCACAAAGGGCAGACCAUAUGCCCUCCAAAGCUAGAGAAUUGUUUCCACCUUGGAGCGAGGCUAGGAGGCAGUGUGCACAUAUCUGAGCCAAUUCCUGUGUCGGAGGAGGAGCUCCUGUCCCAGCGUUACCGUACUGAUGUCGGUAGAACCCUUUACAUUGACUCCUGGGUCCAUAUGCCAAUAUUUGCACAUGUUAACGGAUCUGUGCUGGUGUGUUACCUGACAGUAACAUCCUCUCAGCACAACAACGUACGGGUGUUACAUAUCCGGGAACAAUAUCAAAUGACUAACCUAACCCCCUACACCCUGGCUUUGAACCCGUUCUCUGUGCCUGCAUGGAGUGACAAGGUUACAGUUAAACAUUCCAUCAGCAGUAUUGUACAAAGUCACUCAAGCUGUGAUAGAAAACAGAGUGAUCUUCACCCCAUAACAUUCCAGCCUUUAUUAUUGGUGCAAAACAGUAACAAGAAAGCUGACAUAGACCACAAAACAGAUAUAGUCAAGUAUGUGUCUGUUGGAUAUUUACCAAAGGAUAAAAGUAAUAAAACAACAUCAUACAGCAAUGAAGAGAAUUCUGCUGUACAAGAAGCCUUUUCUGAUUGGUCGUUUCCAGUGCGGCUACUCUCCAGUGAUGGAGGUAGGAGGAUGACCUUGACUGUGGUGGUGAGGGAUGGGGAGAUUGUGACAUACCGUGCCCUGUGUGUGUCCGGAGUGGAGGAACAGGGGAUGACUUACCUCUCAGUACAAGUGGACAAGGCUCCGGCAUGUCUCCUGGAAAAUCAAUGCAGCUUCCCACUAUUCUUUGGACAGACACUGAUGAACCUCUCCUUAAAAGGAGCAACAAUCCAGGAGGAAACAGAGUUGAUCGCUGCAUUGCCAUUAAUUCCUGUAGGUGGCAGCACAUACUACACUCCUCCCCUCCUCAACACACAGUUUCCUCAACUCAUAGAUAAACGAGCCAUUCCAAAAGUACACAUUGCUGGCAUGUUGCCAAAUAACAGGGACCAUUCAGAUCUCAACAUUUUAAAAUGGAGUCAUUCAAUAGAUUUACAUAUUGCAGCAGACAACUUUAUAUCUUUGCCCGGAGUUGCAGAUGUCAAAGUUCAUGUUCAACAAGUUGCAAUGGUUACAAUUGUAAGCAUUGCCCCAGUAACCAAAGCUGAUGUGUCUGCUAAAGAAAUCAGAAGUAGAUUGACUGGAAAAGAACGAACAAUAACUGUAUCAAACCAGUCUGAAAUCAAAGAUAUGAAUACAGAAUCAAGCCUUGUCAGUAACAAAGCUAAUAAAAUGAUGUCAGAAAAAGCCCUGAGACAAAAAAAGAAAAGAAAGACAAAAAAGUCUGCUAGAGUAUCACUUGGUGUUUUAGCAACAAAUGUGACUUUUGUUUUGCUUGAUGAAACUAGUGUUUUAGCUGUGAAGCAGGAAAUGAUCAGGUUGACCUUGAAUGACCUUUACGUUGCGACCUACCCGGCCAGUGACCUUGCAGAGCAGCCUGGUUACCAUAGAAACUGUGUGGUAGUGAGCUGUGGAGACAUACAGCUGGAUAACCAGAUGGACUAUAUGGACAACUUUGACUUCCCUGUUGUGUUUGUGAGGCAGGAAUUUGAACGGCCACCAAGUGGCAGAAAUGUGGUGCAAUUAUCUCAAAUGAAUGUGCUUGAAAAGCAUGCAGUUUUGAAAUCCACAAGCCUUAUGCAUGUACAGAUGGUAUUUGGCAGUGUAGAAGGCAGAAAUUCUGUGAUAGAAACUGUUGAAUGCUCAAUUGAACCUGUGAACAUCUAUAUAGAUGAUACAUUUAUAUUCCAGUGUAUUAAACAAGUUGGUAAACUUUUACCUGUUCCAUUGACAUUGAAAGAGCCAGUGCCAGUAAAUGUGUAUAAAGUAUCGCGGAAUGUGAGGGUUAUUUCCCAGGCUCUAAGCUGCCCAGUGGUGAUAGGUCACCUUGCAAUCCAGCCUGUGUCUAUGCUGUGCAGCAUCCAUGCCUCAAUGAAGGUGUUUAUUGCUGCAGAUCAGACACCAUUGAAGUUUGGCAGAUUUGAGAAGCUAGGAGUGUGCACUACAAGCUAUCAGCUCACAAAAGCAUUAGCCAUGCACUAUGCCUCAGGCGCACUCUUCAGAGCUGGAGCUGUGGUUGGUUCCCUGGAGAUCCUUGGUAACCCAACAGGUCUGGUGCGUAGUAUAGGGACCGGGGUGGCAGACUUCUUCCGGAUGCCCUACAGGGGCCUCACACGGGGACCAGGGGCUUUUGUGGUUGGCGUAUCCCAAGGGACCUCAUCCAUGGUGAAAAAUGUUACCACAGGCAUGUUAAAGUCAGUGACCAACUUUGCAUCUAGUGUAUCUCGUAACAUGGACCGUCUGUCACUGGAUGGAAGCCACAUGAGAAGACAGGAGGAGGGCAGACGACACCGCCCAGACGGGGUUGGGGAAGGGCUCAAACAGGGCCUUACUGGGCUUGGCAUCAGUGUGCUCGGAGCCAUAGCGGGACUGGCAGACCAACCAAUCCAGAGCCUGCUGCAGAUGGAGGGUGUUGCUGGGGGUCACCAGGGGUCAGCUGCCUCCAACCUCGUCACUGGCAUGGGAAAAGGGCUCAUGGGUGUCUUCACUAAACCGAUCGGGGGAGCAGCUGAGUUUGUCUCUCAGACUGGACAGGGUAUCCUACAAGGCACAGGUCUGAGUCGCCUGCCCCACCGUCAGUGUGCACCAGUGGGACUGAAACUAGAGAAUGCAACCUCUGGCCAGGUCAAAUAUGCUUUAAAGCUACUGCAGACCCUGCCAUCCAGUGACAUUCUGUGUUGUAUGCAGGCUGUGUAUAUAGACCUCACUGACUCCGAGGUGUCAGUCACCCUUAUUCUCACACCUGAAAUACUCUUUGUGAUGAGCCACGAGGAUGACAGUCAGCAGCAAUCAUUCUCCCUGACAGAGCUGGAGUGUGGUGUAACCCUGGGGGAUGACCCUACCCUCUCUCUUGUCUGGAGGGAUGCGAACACCUUCACUGAGCAACAGAAGGAAUUGACCAAUGCUGAACGGGUGACUGCCUUCAUUGAUGGAACAACAAAGUACAUGGACCGCCUUCUGAAAUCACCCAUUGAUAGUGGGGCACCCAAGCUAGCAGCAGAAAUACAGGACCAGGAACCACUCGCUGUUACAGCCAGUGAGGCACUGCAAGGGGCAGAAUAUCAGAUGGAGGGUGGCUUCCAUGGAGAGCCAUCUUGUUCACUUACAGAAGGGAGGCAAUGCUCUGAUACCCAGUCUGAUUCCAGUGUGGAUCAGGUGGAGUCUAACCUGGCCUCACUGCCUCAGUAUGACUUUAAAAUCAGUGCAACAAAAAUGGCAGCCUUCUUGGCGGUGUUUAACAUCACGAAACAUAAAUUGGAGGGAACUGGAUUUCCUGUUUGAUCCUGCACAGUUUUGUGGACAGGCACACUCGGUACAAGUGUCAAAGAAUUAGCUUCUAUUUGUGGCAUCAGGCUUAAUAUUUAUUAAAGCGAUUUAAAUUUUAUAGCCUCAAUGUUUCACUGAAAAGUGUUAAUAAUGUGAUUAAAUGUUGACUACUUUGAGCUUGAGUUUACAAAUUUCUAUUUAAUUUAGUGCCUUUCUGUUAGUGUUCAGUGUUACAUGUAGUUCUGAAAGACAAAUAAUUCUCAAUUCAUUUUUUUUUUUUUUUGAGAAAAAGAAUGUUACAAACAUGAAACUUUGAGAAAGUCCCUUCAAUGUCAGCCACAAAAGUAAGAUGGCAAGCAGAUUUAAUUGUGUGUUACAUUAAAAGUCAGAAAGAUGAAUUGCUAUAAUUCCAUCUGAUAUAGUUUAUACGCUUAGAAAAAUGAAAGAUUUUCAGUGUUUCCAGAAUAUCAUAAUCAACGCACAGCAACAAGAAUCAUGUCUGUGUAUCAUUUGGUCAUUGAUUUAUAUCCUUUUACCUUACUGCCCAUGUAGCACAGUCUCCACAGAGUCUAACUGGACAAUACAUGUCGCGUAAUGAAUGACCAUACUGUAAUUUUUUUUUUACAAUUAUUAAUGUUACACAAUGGCAUUUAAAUGGUUUUGAUUAUAUUGUAAUAUAAUGUUUCUUAACAAAUUGACAACUUUAAUUUGGAUAUUAAAAUAUGUUGUACAGAAUGAUAUACAAAUGUAAGUGAUGUUCAAAUGGUAUGAUCAGUUUAGUAUAUUACUUGUAUUUGAUUUAACGUUUUAUUUGUUGUUAAUGUUUAACCACAGAUUAGAGCGCCUUAUUUUUCAAAACAUGGUACACAAAUCUUUCCUGCAUGUAUUUUUAGUGGAAGAGGGCAGAGAGCAGGGUCUCGAAAUAAUUACACAAUACAAAAUAAAUUCCACUUGGUUACAAACAAUAUUAUCAUGUUUAUUUAUUUAUGUAUUUUCCAUGAAAUAUUGUUUAAUGAUUGUGGAAUUAGUUAUAGCAUUAUGCGUAUCACUGUUGUAGACACAAUAUUACGUGAUAGUGGGGAAUUGUGUUGUAGGGGAAACCGGAGUAUCCGGAGGUAAGCCACUUGUCAGGCUUGCUGACCACAAACAUUUUGAAAGCUAAACAUUUCUGUAUUGUGUGUGUGGGUAAAAAUGCUUUGAUUAUUAAUGUCACUUGUUUAUGACUAUUUGUGGGUUAAAUUUAAAUAAUAAUAAAAAAUAAAUUUCUUAAAACAC